AGCGGGACCCCCCGCGGCGCGGGCCCCCCCGGCCCCGGCCCCCCCGCCCCGCCGGCGCUGCCCAUGGGCCCGGCACGAUGCCGGUGCGGCGGGGGCACGUCGCCCCCCAGAACACCUUCCUGGACACCAUCAUCCGCAAGUUCGAGGGGCAGAGCCGCAAGUUCAUCAUCGGGAACGCGCGUGUGGAGAACUGCGCCGUGAUCUACUGCAACGAGGGGUUCUGCCGGCUCUGCGGGUACUCGCGGGCCGAGGUGAUGCAGCAGCCCAGCACCUGCGACUUCCUGCACGGGCCCCGCACGCAGCGCCGCGCCGCCGCGCAGAUCGCCCAGGCGCUGCUGGGCGCCGAGGAGCGCAAGGUGGAGAUCUGCUUCUACCGCAAGGAUGGCAGCUCCUUCCCGUGCAUGGUGGACGUGGUGCCAGUGAAGAACGAGGAUGGCACCGUCAUCAUGUUCAUCCUCAACUUCGAGGCCGUGAGGGAGCCUGAGCCCGGGGAGGCCCCGACCCCCAGCACCAACCACUGGGUCACCCCGGCCCCCUGGGGCCCUGCAGGUCGCAGCCGGUCCCUGCGGCUGAAGCUGCUGGCGCUCACGGGCAGCCGGCAGUCGCUGCCCCCGGAGCCGCCGGAGCCGCCGGACGUGGUGGUGGUGGACCCGGGGGUCAUGGACCCGCUGGCCAUGGACCUGGCCCUGCCUGCCAGUGACUCCGGCCCUGAGGACGCCUCAUCCUCGCUGGAGCCUGGGGCUGGGGACCGUCCUGAGGACGAGGCGGCGCUGAUGGGGGACACCGAGCCGCCGGUGACGCAGUCGUCCCCGCGGGCAGAGCGCCUGGCGCUGGCCUUUGCCAACCACAGCCUGGCCAGGAGCCGGUCCCGGGAGCGCCGGUCGCGGGAGAGCCUCCGCAGCCUGCGCCGGGCGUCGUCGGUCGAUGACAUCGAGGCCAUGAAGGGUGACGGGGACAAGCGCUGCCACGGCCGCCACGCCAGUGCCGGCGCUGGCCUGCACCGCGGCUCCAGCACCGGCGCGGUGGCCGCCGUGCGCAGCGCGCUGCUCAACUCCACGUCGGACUCGGACCUGGCGCGGUUCCGGGCCAUCGGCCGCAUCCCCCAGAUCACCCUCAACUUCAUGGACCUGCAGCCCGGGGGGCUCCUGGCCCCGCCCCCGGCCCCCCGCCCCAUCAUCGCCCCCACCAAACUGCGCGACCGCACGCACAACGUCACCGAGAAGGUCACGCAGGUGCUGUCCCUGGGUGCCGAUGUGCUCCCCGAGUACAAGCUGCAGGCGCCGCGCAUCCACCGCUGGACCAUCCUGCACUACAGCCCCUUCAAGGCCGUGUGGGACUGGCUGAUCCUGCUGCUGGUCAUCUACACCGCCAUCUUCACCCCCUACUCGGCCGCCUUCCUGCUCAGCGACUCCGAGGAGGCCCAGCGCCACCACUGCGGCUACUCCUGCAGCCCCCUCAACGUCGUGGACCUCAUCGUGGACAUCAUGUUCAUCAUCGACAUCCUCAUCAACUUCCGCACCACCUACGUCAACUCCAACGAGGAGGUGGUGAGCCACCCCGCCAAGAUCGCCAUCCACUACUUCAAGGGCUGGUUCCUCAUCGACAUGGUGGCCGCCAUCCCCUUCGACCUGCUCAUCUUCGGCUCCGGCUCCGAGGAGACCACGACGCUGAUCGGGCUGCUGAAGACGGCGCGGCUGCUGCGGCUGGUGCGCGUGGCGCGGAAGCUGGACCGGUACUCGGAGUACGGCGCGGCCGUGCUCUUCCUGCUCAUGUGCACCUUCGCCCUCAUCGCGCACUGGCUGGCCUGCAUCUGGUACGCCAUCGGCAACGUGGAGGGGCAGCGCACGGGCUGGCUGCACGCGCUGGGACAGCAGAUCGGCAAGCCCCUCAACGGCAGCUUCGGGCCCUCCAUCAAGGACAAGUACGUCACCGCCCUCUACUUCACCUUCAGCAGCCUCACCAGCGUCGGCUUCGGCAACGUGUCCCCCAACACCAACUCGGAGAAGAUCUUCUCCAUCUGCGUCAUGCUCAUCGGAUCGCUGAUGUACGCCAGCAUCUUCGGGAACGUGUCUGCCAUCAUCCAGCGGCUGUACUCCGGCACGGCGCGCUACCACACGCAGAUGCUGCGCGUGCGCGAGUUCAUCCGCUUCCACCAGAUCCCCAACCCGCUGCGCCAGCGCCUCGAGGAGUACUUCCAGCACGCCUGGUCCUACACCAACGGCAUCGACAUGAACGCGGUGCUGAAGGGGUUCCCCGAGUGCCUGCAGGCCGACAUCUGCCUGCACCUGAACCGCAGCCUGCUGCAGAACUGCGCCCCGUUCCGGGGGGCCACCAAGGGCUGCCUGCGGGCGCUGGCCAUGAAGUUCAAGACCACGCACGCGCCCCCCGGGGACACCCUGGUGCACGCCGGGGACGUGCUCACCGCGCUCUACUUCAUCUCCCGCGGCUCCAUCGAGAUCCUGCGCGGCGACGUCGUCGUCGCCAUCCUGGGUAAGAACGACACGUUCGGGGAGCCGCUGCACCUGCACGCCCGGCCCGGGAAGUCGCGGGCGGACGUCCGGGCGCUCACCUACUGCGACCUGCACAAGAUCCUGCGUGAGGACCUGCUCGAGGUGCUGGACAUGUACCCCGAGUUCUCCGACCGCUUCUGGGGCACCCUCGAGAUCACCUUCAACCUGCGCGACACCAACAUGAUCCCCGGCUCCCCGGGCAGUGACGAGCUGGACGGAGGCUUCUCCCGGCUCCGGCGCCGCAAGCUCUCCUUCCGCCGGCGCCCCGAGAAAGAGGCCCCCAGCCCCGCGGAGUCCCGGGCGCUGCGGGGGGACGGCGGGGGGGGCCAAGCCCCCGGAGCCCCCCGAGGCCCGGCCGAGUGGGACGCCCCCAGCCCCUCCAGCUGCGGCUCCAGUGACGAGGAGGAGCCCCCCGCGCCCCCUCCGGGGGCCACCGCGCUGUCCCCGUUCCGCAGUGCCCCCCCGGCUGCCCCCGAGCCCGAGGAGCGUGAGGGCAGCGAUGUGUGCAACCCCCUCUCAGGCGCCUUCUCGGGGGUCUCCAACAUCUUCAGUUUCUGGGGUGACACCCGGGGCCGCCAGUACCAGGAGCUCCCCCGUUGUUCCCACGGGGCCCCCCCAAAUCCCCCCCCGACCCUGACCCGCCGCCAGCGCUCCGACCUGGAAUCCCGCUUGGAUCUGCUCCAAAAACAGCUCAACAGGCUGGAGUCCCGGCUGAGCACGGACAUCUCCUCCAUCGUGCACCUGCUGCAGCGCCAGGUGCUGGUGCCCCCCGCCUACAGCGCCGUCACCUCCCCGCACCAGCCCCCCGCGGGGCCGCUGCCCCCCACCCUGCCCAUCACCCCCAUCCGGCCGCUCGCUCAGGUCCCGCGCCCCCCGCGCGCCCCGGACCCCCCGGACGUGGUGCUGCUGCUGGAGCCGCCCCCGCCGCGGCGCCGCUCCCUGCCCGGGGCGCUGCCCCCCCCCGCGGGGACCCCCCCGGGGACCCCCCCGCUCCAGAGACACUGCUCCGACCCCGGCAGCUAAUGGGAGCGCCGGGGCGCGGCGGGACCCCCGGAGCCCCGGGACCCCCGACCCCGGAACGCGGGACCCCCAGAGCCCUCGGACCCCAGGAUGUGGGACCCCUGGAGUCCUGAGACCCCUGACCCCGGAGUGUGGGACCCCUGGACCCCGGCACGUGGGACCCCUCGUCCGGCAGCCCUGGAUGCCACAGCCCGGGACCCCCGGAGUCACAGGAUCCCUGGCUCUGGACCAUGGGACCCCCUGGAAGUCCUGGAGCCCUGGGAUCCCCAACCCCGGAAUGUGGGACCCCCAGAGUCCUCGGAGCCCUGGAACCUGGGACCCCUGGGACCCCCGGAGCCCAGCACGUGGGACCCCCGGAGCUGCAGGACCCUGUCCCCAGCAUGUGGGACCCCCAAAGGCCAGGACGUGGGACACCCAGAGCCCUGGGACCCCUGACCCCCGAAGGUGGGGACGUAGAACGCCCGGCCCCGGGGCCCUGGGAUCCCCAGAGCCCUCCCGGGCCCUGGCCUGCCGGGGCUCCGGCGCUGCCCCAUGGACACUGCCCUCCGUGCCGGCGGCCGGGAGGGAACUUGGGGCCACCGGGACCCCCCCCGUUUUCCCGCCUCGUCCUGGGGCCCCCUGCCCUGGACUGCCAGACUGUGCUGCUCUUCCUCCUCCUCCUCCCUCUCCUCCUCCUCCUCCCGGGGCGGCGGGGGGGUGCACAGGUGUGUGUGUGUGCACAGGUGUGCACGAGUGUGUCCCCGGGUCCUGUCCCCAGGACGUCACGUGUGUGUCGGGGGGUCCCGCUGCGCUGGGACACACGUGUUGCCCCCCGUCUGUGUGUGCGUGUCCCCGCCGUGUCCCCCCGCCAGGACCCCCCGUCCCGUGUUCCCGGGGCGGGGCCUGGCGGGUCCGUGUGUGCCCCCCGUGUUCCCGCGGCGUCCCGGCCGAGGGAGGGGUCGGGAAGCUCCGUGUGCCCCUUCCCGUCUGCCCGGGCCGUGCGUCCCCCGAGCCCCCGGGCGCCCCCCUGCACAGCCGGGUGUCACACGGCGGUGUCACCCCACGCACAGGGAGGGGGGCGCAGGGCUCGGGGGGCUGCCGCUGCCCGGCCACCCCGUAGCGUGUGCUGUGUUUGUCCCAUGUCACCCCUGCAUGUCACCCCUGCGUAGGUGCCCCCAAUAAACCAGACAGAGACCCCC
Prinia subflava (tawny-flanked prinia) is the source of this 4708-nucleotide messenger RNA. It is a transcript of the gene KCNH2, whose product is annotated as potassium voltage-gated channel subfamily H member 2. Gene Ontology annotation, cellular component: plasma membrane. The transcript is spliced from 15 exons. The coding region runs from base 78 to 3533 and encodes 1151 amino acids. Gene Ontology annotation, biological process: potassium ion transmembrane transport; regulation of heart rate by cardiac conduction; membrane repolarization during action potential. Lineage: Eukaryota; Metazoa; Chordata; Aves; Passeriformes; Cisticolidae. Gene Ontology annotation, molecular function: inward rectifier potassium channel activity. The record is from RefSeq and is a predicted model, not a curated record.